Ziziphus jujuba (common jujube) is the source of this 645-nucleotide messenger RNA. Its product is annotated as glycerol-3-phosphate 2-O-acyltransferase 6-like. The record is from RefSeq and is a predicted model, not a curated record. The transcript is spliced from 3 exons. Gene Ontology annotation, cellular component: membrane. The coding region runs from base 1 to 525 and encodes 174 amino acids. Gene Ontology annotation, biological process: cutin biosynthetic process. Lineage: Eukaryota; Viridiplantae; Streptophyta; Magnoliopsida; Rosales; Rhamnaceae. Gene Ontology annotation, molecular function: glycerol-3-phosphate 2-O-acyltransferase activity; phosphatase activity.
AUGGGAUUCCAGAGUUCUAAAAUAAGCUGUGUUACUUAUAGCAUAAGCAAAUUCAGCGAGCUGAUAUCGCCAAUCAAAGCGGUUUCGUUAUCGAGGGAGAGAGAGAAAGAUGCAGCCAAAAUCAAAAGCUUGCUUGCAGAAAGUGACCUAUUGAUUUUCCCUGAAGGAACUACUCGCAGAGAGACAUUCCUUUUGAGAUUCAGUGCACUUUUCGCCGAGCUUACACAUAGAAUAGUGCCUGUUGCUAUUAACACUAAGCAAAGUGUUUUCUAUUUGAAUACUGUAAGAGGGUACAAGUUUUUGGAACCUUAUUUUGUUUUGAUGAAUCCGGUUCCUGUUUAUGAGGUUGACUUCUUGGAUCAGUUACCCAUUGAGCUUACUUGCAGCAGAGGUGAGUCAGCCAUUGAAGUUGCGAAUUAUGUUCAAAGGGUUUUGGGUGCUACACUUGGUUUUGAGUGCACAAAUUUGACUAGAAAAGACAAAUAUACUGUCCUUGGAGGUACAGAUGGUCGGGUUUCGACGUGAGGAUUUUGGAUCAUAUAUUUUUAUGUUUGUCUUCUCGUGUGUACAAUAAAGCUUAGCCAGAAGAGUAGUAAUGUGGCAGCAUGUGGUUGGUCUCAGAAUUUUUCUUUCUCUUUUCUCUUU